This is a messenger RNA of Dioscorea cayenensis subsp. rotundata (Guinea yam), 417 nucleotides long. Its product is annotated as acetylglutamate kinase, chloroplastic-like. The record is from RefSeq and is a predicted model, not a curated record. The transcript has a single exon. Gene Ontology annotation, biological process: L-arginine biosynthetic process. Gene Ontology annotation, cellular component: chloroplast thylakoid. The coding region runs from base 1 to 417 and encodes 138 amino acids. Gene Ontology annotation, molecular function: acetylglutamate kinase activity; arginine binding. Lineage: Eukaryota; Viridiplantae; Streptophyta; Magnoliopsida; Dioscoreales; Dioscoreaceae.
AUGUUGCUCCGUCUGCCGCCUUUGUACCCAACCCAGCCACGAACCCAAGCUCUACAAGCAGCCUUUUAUGUUAUCAAUGCUCAUACUAGGAAAGCUGUGAAGAUGGUUCUUGCUAGGAAGAUCAACAAGAGACUCGUUGCUGAGAUCAACUUGGUGGCAUCGGCGUCGGGGCUUUCGCGAUUCAAGCGAGUAAUAAUGUCUUCCUCGGAGUCCGCUGUCCUGGGGAUUGUUAAUGAUCAGGUUUCGCGUGUUGAUCCCUCUGUGCUCCACUCGAUCCUCGCCGACGGUCAUAUCCCAAUGAUUGCCUCUGUGGCCGCGGAUGAGGCUGGGAAGGGUUAUAAUGUGAAUACUGAUAUAGCAGAUGGCGAACCUAUGGUAGCUGUUAGGUUUGAGAAGGUAGCCAUGCCAAGAAUGUGA